AAUAAUACUUGCAAAUUCCUUGGCAAUUUCUAUUUAAACCGAUUUCAGUAGACUUGCUAUUGUCAUCAUUUCAUAUCUUAGAUCAUCUCUCUUCUCUCUCUUUCUCUUAAGAAUAUUGGAAAUUUCUGAAGCUUUUCUAUAGUUGAUCUCGAGCCAUGCCUCCAAUGGUACGCCUUCUUUUUCCUAUGAUAUCUCUUAAAAUAAUUAUGCGUUGAAUAAUCGUUUGUAUAUAAAUACUAUUUGACUAUAUAUAGUUAUGUUAAUCAGGUUGAAAAUAUGUAAUUAACCAUACUGAUCUCUGUUUUGAAAUAACAGAAAGCUGUGUUGCAAUUGAGCAUUCACGAGGAAAGAAUCAGGAAGAAAGCGUUUGUCACCGUUUCUCGAUGUCCAGGUGUUACUUCGAUAACAAUGGAUGACAAAACCGGGAAAAUGACAGUAGUUGGUGAAGUUGAUGUACCGGUUAUCGUGAUGAAGCUAAGGAAGCUAUGUAACACAGAGCUUGUUUCGGUUGAAGUUGUUAAACCACCUGAGAAAAAGCCUGAACCAGAGAAACCGGCUCCACCUAAACCAGCUCCAGCUCCAGCUAAACCGGCUGAAAUUGUUGCCUGGCCGGUUCAGAUGAACAACCCUUACCAAUACAAUCCUGCCUAUGCAAAUUCUUACUAUCAACCAUAUGGGAACUCUAGAUUUGUAACGGACGAAUCAAAUUGUGUGAUUAUGUGAUAACUUAUUUCAAAUAAUGUGUUAAGUUAGUUUUGAUGGAAGAGUGUAAUUUUUUAGCUACUGUAAUAUACAUUUCUCAUAUGAGCUUAUUCAGAAAAAUUUAUGUUACUGUAUGAUAAAUUUGAUCUUUAUACGUUUUGUUAACUUUAACUUUUAA
Arabidopsis thaliana (thale cress) is the source of this 880-nucleotide messenger RNA. Its product is annotated as Heavy metal transport/detoxification superfamily protein. The record is from RefSeq and is marked reviewed. NCBI's taxonomy places the organism in Eukaryota, Viridiplantae, Streptophyta, Magnoliopsida, Brassicales, Brassicaceae. Gene Ontology annotation, molecular function: metal ion binding. The transcript is spliced from 2 exons. Bases 409 to 723 code for a protein of 104 amino acids.